UCAAAGCACGGCUAGUAGCCAAGGGCUACACUAAAAUUUAUGGAAUCGAUCUCCUUGACACUUAUUCAUCAGUAGCUAAAAUUAACUCUGUGAAGACAUUGUCGGCAGUUGCUGCUUCUAAGCAUGGCUCAUCCAACAAAUGGAUGUGUCCAAUGCUUUCCUUCAUGGGGAUAUGGAUGAAGAAGUGUACCUAGAGAUCCCACCUGGAGUUGAUGUUCCUAAGGAUUCAUGUCUGGUGUUUAACCUUAAGAAGUCCUUAUAUGGAUUGAAACAAGCAAGCAGACAGUGGUUUGCAAAACUUACCAAUAGAUUGUUGAAAAAUGGCUUGUCUCAAACACCUCCAGACUACUCUGUGUUUGUGAGCUGGAUUCAAGGAAGAGUUGUGGUGGUCCUUGUCUAUGUAGAUGACAUUCUGAUUACCACAUUUACCUAAAUGACAUCGAACAACUGAAGACAUUGUGAGUAAGGAGUUUAAGGUCAAAGGCCUGGGUCAUAUGAGUUACUUCUUAGGACUUAAAGUCAUCAUAGAUCACAAAGGGAUUUCUGUUAGCCCGAGGAAGUAUUGCUUGGAACUUCUGGAUGACACAUGUUUCAAAGAGCCAAAUGAUGUCUUUCUCUAGUUGAUUGCAAUGUAAAGCUUUCUACAGAGCAAGGGGAACUGCUAACUGAUCCUAGUGUCUAUGGAAGAUUGAUAGGAAGGUUGCACUACCUUACUAUCACAAGACGUUAUAUCACUUAUGUUGUUCAACAGCUUGCCCAAUUCCAAGCUUCUCUUUGCGUUGAGCACUUACAAGCAGCACACAAGGUGAUUAGAUAUCUAAAGCAGAUUCUUGUUCAAGGUAUGAUUUUCAGGGCAGAUUCUAAGUUGGAGUUGUCUGGUUAUUGAGAUACUGACUGGGCAAGUUGUCCAGACUCCAAGAGAUCUCUUACUAGUUACUGCACCUUUUGUGAACUUUUUUUUAUUACAUGGAAGAUUAAGAAGCAUACUAUUGUCUUUAGGUCUUCCUCAGAGACUUAGUACAGGGCCUUGACUUGAAGAGUUUGUGAAGUCCAAUGACUGAGGAAUUUGUUGACAGAGAUGGGAGUUAAGGUACCAUUACCUAUUCCAUUGUUUUGUGACAACAAGUAUGCAUUACACAUUGCUGAAAACCCAAUUUUUUUAUGAAAGAACGAAGCACGUUGAAAUUGAUUGCUAUGUUACAAGGGAAAGGCUAACAUAUGGGUUGAUUAAAUUGCUUCAUGUGAGAAUUGAUGAUCAAGUUGCUGAUUUAUUCACGAAGGGAAUGACACGAUACAUAUUGAAAUUCUUGUUAGACAAGCUGAGAGUCUUCAAUUUAUUAGCCAAAUAUUUUUGGACAAAAUAUAAGUCAAUGUCAAACCUUUCAAAAUACAAAACAAUAGUCAAUUGUUAAGUCUCCGUUGAUAUUUUGAUUAUUUAAGCUAAGUUGUAAAUAUUUUCGUGAUGUGGCUGUCAAUCAGAAGAUGUCAAAUUAGUUUAUCUUUGAUCCAAUUGGACGGGUAUGUACGAGUAGUUUGGGUGCCCGUUAACCCUUAUGGGUUUGGGGCAUGUGAUAGACUUUGCUCUCCAAACAGGACUGGGUACUUGUAUCAAACGGGACGAGAUACAUGUCCCGUUGCCCACCCCUCCUCAUAUCCUCUGACAAUUCCAAAUCCAACUGCUUUCGCCUAUGUAGUUCUACACGAGUUUAGUUUUUGGUAUAUCAUGCCUCCAUAUUUUAUCUUAUUUUUUAUAAUUUGGAUUUCAAAUUUUACAUAUGGAACGAAUUUGUUGCGAUCUACAAAAUGAUAUCCAUUUUUAAUAUAUUUCAAUAAAAAUAUUUGUGUACCGCUCAUACCACUUGUUACCACCUGGUACAACUCUGUAUGCACAGAAGCAACGAGUUCAUCGUGAUCUAUUUGAUCUAAAUAUUUCCGGACAAAAUUUUUAGGACCAAUAUGUGGUGGUAAAAGGUGAUGAAAGGAAAUAAAUGACAUUUACUAUAUCCAUAUUAUCAUAUGCGUACAAAUAUGCUAUAAUAUGAUACAUUCAUAUAUAGCACCAUGGUAUACAUUUUUACCACAUGGUAUAAUCGUAUGCGCUACCAAAUAUUACCACCAUGAUAUAGACUGAUAAUAAAUGUCUCAAUUUUUCAUGUUAAAAAAUAUAUCUAAAUAAGUGUUAUUUUGAAGAAUACAAUUAAUCUGAUUUA
Linum trigynum is the source of this 2210-nucleotide messenger RNA. Lineage: Eukaryota; Viridiplantae; Streptophyta; Magnoliopsida; Malpighiales; Linaceae. The record is from the annotation of a GenBank genome assembly.